Messenger RNA from Lutzomyia longipalpis, 8087 nucleotides. RefSeq names its product myosin heavy chain, non-muscle (gene zip). The coding region runs from base 227 to 6115 and encodes 1962 amino acids. The record is from RefSeq and is a predicted model, not a curated record. The transcript is spliced from 14 exons. NCBI's taxonomy places the organism in Eukaryota, Metazoa, Arthropoda, Insecta, Diptera, Psychodidae. Gene Ontology annotation, molecular function: ATP binding; cytoskeletal motor activity; actin filament binding. Gene Ontology annotation, cellular component: myosin complex.
UUUUUUUUCAGUUGCAAGAAAGCCGUCGCAGAGACAAGGUGAAAAAAUUCGGAAAAUUAGUGAUUCAGUGGAAAAUUAGCGGCUCAUCCGCCAUUAGAUUGUGUGCUGGUGUUUUGUUGGCCCGCUUGUGAAGGAAGGAAAACUUGGGAAAGAAAGUGUGUAAACAGAAAAGGGAGUUUUGGGAAGAAAAGAAUCGUUUCAUUGUGCAAACGCCGCGCGAGUAAAAAUGGCUGAUAUGGCUGAUCGGAAUGAUCCGGACCUCAAGUAUUUGUCCGUGGAGCGAAGUCAAUUCAACGAUCCCGCCACCCAGGCUGAGUGGACACAGAAGCGCCUCGUCUGGGUGCCCCAUGAGACACAGGGAUUCGUUGCGGCAAGCAUCAAGGGUGAAGACAAUGAUGAGGUGGAAGUUGAGGUGGCCGAUAGUGGGAAGAAAAUGAUGGUUCAUCUGGAUGACAUUCAAAAGAUGAACCCCCCAAAAUUCGACAAAGUCGAGGACAUGGCUGAAUUAACAUGUCUAAAUGAAGCAUCCGUAUUGCACAAUAUCAAAGAUAGAUACUACUCCGGAUUGAUUUAUACAUAUUCGGGGCUUUUUUGUGUGGUUGUGAAUCCAUACAAAAAAUUGCCAAUCUAUACGGAAAAGAUCAUGGAGCGGUACAAGGGGAUAAAACGCCACGAAGUGCCUCCGCAUGUGUUUGCCAUCACAGACACAGCCUACAGAUCCAUGCUACAAGAUCGUGAAGAUCAGUCAAUUCUCUGUACAGGAGAAUCAGGCGCUGGAAAGACAGAAAAUACGAAAAAAGUUAUCCAGUAUUUGGCCUAUGUGGCCGCAUCGAAACCAAAAGGCUCGGGACCCAGCCCAGCUCUUAUUAUUGGAGAAUUGGAGCAACAAUUGCUGCAAGCCAAUCCAAUUCUUGAGGCCUUUGGGAAUGCCAAGACCGUAAAAAAUGACAAUUCAUCGCGUUUUGGAAAAUUUAUUCGUAUCAAUUUUGAUGCGUCUGGUUACAUAUCGGGAGCUAACAUCGAGACCUACUUGCUGGAAAAGUCUCGGGCAAUUCGGCAGGCAAAGGAUGAACGAACAUUCCACAUUUUUUACCAAUUGCUCGCCGGGGCGUCACCCGAUCAGCGAGAAAAGUUCAUUUUGGAUGAUAUAAAGUUGUAUCCCUUCCUGUCGAAUGGGAGUGUCCCCGUGCCCGGGGUGGAUGAUUACCAGGAAUUCCAGGCAACUGUGAAGAGUAUGAACAUAAUGGGGAUGACACAGGAUGACUUUAGUUCCAUCUUUCGCAUUGUUAGCUCAGUCCUCUUGUUUGGUUGCAUGAAAUUCAAGCAGGAACGUAGCUCAGAUCAGGCUACACUACCCGAUAAUACGGUGGCACAGAAGAUUGCUCAUUUAUUGGGGCUGAAUGUCACGGACAUGACACGAGCCUUCCUUACGCCACGCAUUAAGGUUGGCAGGGAUUUCGUAACCAAGGCUCAGACGAAGGAACAAGUUGAAUUUGCCGUUGAGGCCAUUGCCAAGGCGUGCUAUGAGAAGAUGUUCAAGUGGCUUGUGACACGUAUUAAUCGUUCAUUGGAUCGUACAAAGAGGCAGGGAGCUUCCUUCAUUGGGAUCCUCGAUAUGGCGGGCUUUGAAAUAUUCGAACUCAAUUCAUUUGAGCAACUUUGCAUAAACUACACGAAUGAGAAGUUGCAGCAACUCUUCAAUCACACCAUGUUCAUUCUUGAGCAGGAGGAAUACCAGCGAGAGGGUAUUGAGUGGAAAUUUAUCGAUUUUGGUUUAGAUUUGCAACCGACGAUUGAUCUAAUUGAUAAACCCGGCGGCAUUAUGGCGCUCCUCGAUGAGGAAUGUUGGUUCCCAAAGGCAACGGAUAAGACAUUUGUGGAGAAACUCGUGUCUGCCCAUUCGAUGCAUCCGAAAUUUGUCAAGACCGACUUCAGGGGGGUGGCUGACUUCUCCAUUGUUCACUAUGCCGGACGUGUGGACUACUUGGCCAGUAAGUGGUUAAUGAAGAAUAUGGAUCCACUCAAUGAGAACAUCGUGAGCCUCCUGCAGGCAUCGUCGGAUCCGUUUGUCGUGCAAAUUUGGAAGGAUGCCGAAAUUGUUGGGAUGGCCCAGCAAGCACUCACGGACACAACAUUCGGCGCACGUACGCGCAAAGGGAUGUUCCGGACGGUGUCGCAUCUGUACAAGGAGCAACUUGCCAAACUUAUGGAUACGCUCAAGAAUACAAAUCCCAACUUUGUGCGCUGUAUCAUCCCCAAUCACGAAAAGAGGGCUGGGAAGAUUGAUGCUCCCCUUGUGCUGGAUCAGUUGAGGUGCAAUGGUGUCCUCGAGGGUAUACGCAUCUGUCGCCAGGGCUUCCCUAAUCGUAUUCCAUUCCAGGAGUUCCGCCAGAGAUACGAACUCCUCACCCCGAACGUAAUUCCAAAGGGCUUCAUGGAUGGAAAGAAGGCGUGCGAGAGGAUGAUUCAGGCACUAGAGUUGGACUUUAAUUUGUACCGUGUUGGUCAAUCGAAGAUCUUCUUCCGUGCGGGUGUUUUGGCGCACCUCGAGGAGGAGCGUGACUACAAGAUUACGGAUUUAAUUGUGAACUUCCAGGCAUUCUGUCGGGGCUUCCUGGCACGGAGGAACUACCAGAAGCGCCUGCAACAGCUCAAUGCAAUUCGUAUUAUUCAGCGCAAUUGUGCGGCCUAUUUGAAGUUGCGAAAUUGGCAGUGGUGGCGCCUUUACACGAAGGUCAAGCCACUGCUGGAGGUGACAAAGCAAGAGGAGAAACUUGUGCAGAAGGAGGAUGAAUUGAAGCAAGUGCGUGAGAAGUUGGAAGUGCUGUCAAAGAGUGCUCAGGACUAUGAGAAGAAAUUCCAAUUGGCCAUGGAGGAGAAGACGCAACUUGCGGAGCAACUUCAGGCGGAGAUUGAGUUGUGUGCCGAAGCGGAGGAGAGUCGUAUACGCUUGUCAGCACGGAAGCAAGAGCUCGAGGAGAUGAUGCAGGAUCUGGAGGCACGUAUUGAGGAAGAGGAGGAACGUGUGAAUUCCCUUGCGGCUGAAAAGAAGAAACUCCAGUUGAACAUUCAAGAUUUGGAGGAGCAGCUGGAGGAGGAAGAGGCUGCCAGGCAGAAGUUGCAGCUGGAGAAGGUACAGCUGGAUGGGAAGAUAAAGAAGUACGAGGAGGAGCUUGCGCUGACGGAAGAUCAGAAUGGGAAGUUGCAGAAGGAGAAGAAACUCCUUGAGGAGCGUGCAAAUGAUCUAUCGCAAACUCUUGCCGAAGAGGAGGAGAAAGCGAAGCAUUUGGCAAAGCUCAAAGCGAAGCAUGAGGCGACAAUUGUGGAACUUGAGGAGCGUCUACUGAAGGAUCAUCAGCAACGCCAAGAAUCCGAUAGGACAAAGCGCAAAAUUGAAACGGAAGUGGCGGAUCUCAAGGAGCAACUCAAUGAGCGUCGAAUGCAAAUUGAGGAGAUGCAGCAGCAGCUGGUGAAGCGUGAAGAGGAAGUCACGCAGACCCUGAUGAAGAUUGAUGAGGAAGCAGCAGCAAAGGCAAGUGCGCAAAAGGCUCAGCGUGAACUUGAAUCCCAAUUGGCGGAGAUUCAGGAAGAUCUCGAUGCAGAAAAGAUGGCACGUGCUAAAGCGGAGAAGAUUCGUCGGGAUUUAAGUGAAGAACUCGAAGCGCUCAAGAAUGAACUUCUUGAUUCUCUGGACACAACUGCCGCACAACAAGAGCUCCGUUCGAAGCGUGAACAAGAAUUGGCAACGCUGAAGAAGAAUUUGGAGGAGGAAACAGCCACACAUGAGUCCACAAUGGCUGAAAUGCGCCACAAACAUUCCCAAGAGUUGUCAACACUCAAUGAGCAAUUGGAGAAUCUCCGGAAGGCCAAGGCGGCCCUUGAGAAGUCCAAGCAGAGUCUCGAGGCGCAAAAUGUCGAUCUCAGCACGGAGUUGAACAAUGUUAAUUCAUCACGUCAGGAGAAUGAUCGUCGCAGGAAGCAGGCUGAGUCGCAAAUUGCUGAAAUCCAGAUAAAAUUGGCUGAGGUUGAGCGUGCACGAUCAGAGUUGCAGGAGAAGACGACAAAAUUGCAACAAGAAGUUGAUAAUAUCACAAAGCAGUUGGAAGAUGCGGAACUCAAAGCUUCAGCGGCAAUAAAAUCAGCUAGCAAUAUGGAGGCACAAUUGACGGAAGCUCAGGCCUCCCUUGAGGAGGAGACACGCACAAAAUUGGCACUUAGUUCGAAAUUGCGACAACUCGAGUCGGAGAAGGAGAGUCUGCAGGAGCAAUUGGAGGAGGAUGAGGAGAAGGCGAUUAAUUAUGAGAAGAAACUCGCCGAGAUGACGGCUCAAUUGCAAGAGAUGAAGAAGAAGGCUGAGGAGGAUGUGGAUGCAACGAAGGAACUCGAAGAGGCCAAGAGGAAGAUGAAUAAAGACAUUGAGGCGCUUCAGCAUCAAAUUCAGGAGCUACAGGCAACCAAUGAUCGUCUGGAUAAGAGUAAGAAGAAGGUUCAGAGUGAAUUGGAGGAUGCAACAAUUGAAUUGGGUGCUCAGCGUGCCAAAGUUCUCGAAUUGGAAAAGAAGCAGAAGAAUUUUGAUAAAGUUCUGGCCGAAGAAAAGGCAAUCAGUGAGAAGUAUACGCAGGAAUUGGAUACAGCUGAACGUGAGGCACGUGAGAAGGAGACAAAAGUCCUUAGUUUGACACGUGAACUCGAUGAGGCGUAUGAGAAGAUUGAGGACUUGGAGGGGAAGCGCAAGGCGCUGCAGAAUGAGUUGGAUGAAUUGGCAAAUAGUCAGGGAACAGCGGAUAAGAAUGUGCACGAGCUGGAGAAGUCAAAGCGUGCACUUGAGAGUCAAUUGGCUGAGCUGAAGGCACAAAAUGAGGAGCUUGAGGAUGAUUUGCAACUCACAGAGGAUGCAAAGUUGCGCCUUGAAGUGAAUAUGCAAGCGAUGCGAGCACAAUUUGAUCGUGACAUGCAGGCAAAGGAGGAGCAAUCGGAGGAGAAGCGUCGUGGUCUUGUUAAGAGUCUCCGUGAAAUUGAGACGGAACUCGAUGAGGAGCGGAAGCAACGUGCAGCUGCGGUGGCGGCAAAGAAGAAGCUCGAGGGUGAUCUCAAAGAUAUGGAGGCAACACUUGAGAUGAAUAAUAAGGUGAAGGAGGAUGCUCUGAAGCAUGCUAAGAAGCUUCAGGUGCAAUUUAAGGAAGCCCUCCGUGAUGCUGAAGAAGCCAAGGCAGCCCGGGAAGAAGCUGCAGCCACGAGCAAAGAAGCUGAACGAAAGGUCAAAGUUCUCGAAGCCGAACUCCUUCAGCUGACGGAAGAUUUAGCCAGUGCUGAACGUGCCAAACGUGCUGCAGAAGCAGAACGCGAUGAAUUACAGGAGGAAGUUAGCAGCAAUAGUUCGAAGGGUUCCUUAAUGGUGGAUGAGAAACGUCGUCUUGAAGCACGAAUUGCCGCCCUUGAGGAGGAAUUGGAGGAGGAACAAUCAAAUUCCGAAUUACUCCUCGAUAGGAAUCGCAAAGCGCAACUUUCGAUGGAACAACUCGCCACAGAGUUGGCAACGGAGAAGUCCAAUACGCAGAAGCAUGAGAAUGCCCGGGCGUUGCUUGAGCGACAAAAUAAGGAGCUCAAGGCGAAAUUGGCGGAAAUUGAGACGUCACAGAGGACAAAGAUUAAGGCAACAAUUGCGGGGCUUGAGAGUAAAAUUGGGAAUUUGGAGGAACAACUGGAGAAUGAGACAAAGGAGCGGCUGCAGCAGCAAAAGGCAAACAGGAAGUUGGAUAAGAAGAUUAAGGAGUUCACGAUGAACAUUGAGGAUGAACGACGACAUGCGGAUCAGUAUAAGGAGCAAAUUGAGAAGUUAAACAAUCGCAUGAAGAUCUUGAAGCGCAAUUUGGAUGAAGCCGAAGAGGAGGUGCAAAAGGAGAAGGCACAGAAGAGGAAAGCACAACGUGAAUAUGAGGAUAUGCUUGAAAGUCACGAAGCACUGACAAGGGAGAAUAAUUCAUUAAAGACGAAAUUAAGACGCAGCGUCGGUGGAAUGGGAAUAAGUUCCUCUCGUUUGGGUAAGCGUGAUUUCGAUGAUUCCACAAAUACAAUCAAAGAUGAGUCCAUGGAUGGUGAAGAGACCAACAAUUGACGAAGGCGAUAGAUUCAUCAUUUCUUUUUUUUUUCCCAAAAUUCUUUCUUUCGGCAUUAGAAACAACAACAACAAAAUUAUCCCUUUUGAUAAAAUAUUUUUUAAUUCGUAAAGAAAAGCAUCCAUUUUAUUGUCCUGUGUGGGGAUGAGGGAUGUUUUUAAUUAAUUAUUUUAAAUUGCAAAUUAAAGAAGAAAAAACCAUUUCCUUUUAACAUUUUUCUUUUUUUACUUUUAAAAUUUGUUUUUUGUAAAGUGUUUAAAGGGACGCGAUAAGACUAUGCGAAGAAGUUUAGAACCAUUAUGAAUGAUGCUAAAUUGAUGUAAAGUUUGGAAUCACUUUAUUGUCCAAUUGCGUGUGGCUUUCUCAACAACAAAAAUUUUUUUGAGUGGGAAAAUAUUCAGGAAAAGAAUGAAGAAUAAAAGGAAUAGAAAAGAAUAUAUAACUUAAAAAAAUAUAUAUCAGGAAAAUAAAGGAAGAAAAUAGCAAGAAAAAAACGUAAUAAUAUUUGAUAUAGAAAAUAUUUAAAAAAAAAAAAAAUAAAUCUCAAAGUCUUCCCAUUUUGCAAAUCACAACUCAUCAGAUUUUUUUCAACUCGUUUCUGUUUAAUUUUCCUUUUUUUUUUUAAUUACAAAAUGCAUUUUUCGCCACAUAGAAAACGAUCAUAAUAAUAAUUAAGAUGUUUUUUUUUUUUGCUUUUAAAUGUAAUAUUUGUUAAUUAAUAAUUGAUUAUAUAGAUUUAUUAUGUGCCAUUUGCAUUUUCUUGUUUAAUUCUCGCGGAUGAUGUAAACACAGAAUUGAUUUUUUUUAAGGAGCACAUUUUAAGGGAUUUUGCAUGAAUUUAAAAAAAAAAUGCGUGAAAGAGGAAGAAAGAAAAUAAAAUGAAGAUAAAGAAAAGAAAUGCGUGGGAAGAAUGUUGAGAAAGUCCUCAAAGAGAGAGAGAUUGCGAAUGUAAAAGAAUUUAAAAAUGUUCUUCUACGUUUAGCUUUGAAAAAAAAAAUUGAAAAAUUUUCUCUAAAAAAAUUAUUAAAUAAAGAAAAAUAAUAAAAUUCUCGUACUUACAAAAUAUUUACCUACAACAAAGAAAGAAAAAAAAAUAUUUGCAAAAAGAAGUGAGGAAAUUGAAAAGAAAAAAAAAUUGUAUAAUUGGCUUAUUUCAUUCCCGAUUGAAAGAUUUUUAUUUGCAUUUUGUUCUCUAUUAUAUAUAUAUUUUAAAAUACAUAUAAUUAUUUAAUUUUUUUUUCUGAUUAUUUUUCUCUUUGCGUUUUUAUUUACGUGAAACAUUUCAUUUUGAUUUUUUUUUGCUGAAGAACGAAAAUAUUACUUUUUUAUCCCCAAAAUUUUUAUUAUUUUUUUGUGUGUGGAACGUAAAAGAGAAAAAGAAAUCAGCAAAUCGUUAAGUAUUAAUAAUUUUUAAAAAUUGAAGAAAAUAAAUUUGUUAACCUCAUUAACACUACCUACAUAUAUGAGAAGUAGAAGUUUGAUGAUGAUAAAAAAAAAAUCCAAUGAAAAAAAAGUAUAAGAUAGUGUUUUUGUCUUUUUUUUUAAAUUACGUAAUUAAUAUCCUAGAAAAGAAUGGAAUAAAUCUUUGAAGAAGAAAAAAAGGUGAAGAUCAAUCCAUCGAUAGAUAAUCAAAAGAUGAAGAAAGAAAAGGCUUAAUGAUCGAUGCGUGAAGGAGAAAAAAAUAAAUAAUUUGAUAGAAAUCUUUUUUAUAUCGUCAAACAAAAAAAAAACAAGUAAUAAUCAACGUAGAAAGUAAGAAUAUAAAAAAUCUUUUGAUAUGAAAUAUUUCGCUUCUUUGAAGGGUCUCUAAUAAGUUUCACAAUUUUUAACGUCUUAGCCACAAUAGAAUUUAAUUUUAAUUGAUUAUUACAAUAUUAUAUAGUUUAUAUAAUGCUGGAACUUAUAUUAACACGGUUUCUGUUCAUAAAUGAAUCAUGUAAUAUUUAUAAUAUAAAUUUUUUAAAAAGCUCA